Molecule: messenger RNA, 330 nt
Organism: Trypanosoma conorhini
Lineage: Eukaryota; Euglenozoa; Kinetoplastea; Trypanosomatida; Trypanosomatidae
Exons: 1
Source: RefSeq, a predicted model, not a curated record
CAGGCGGAGGAGUUGAACCGGCAGCUGGAGGAGCUGCGGGCGGAGAAUGAGCAGCUGCGCGCCGGGGACGAGGAGAAGGUUCGCGAGCUCAACGAGCUGAACGAGCAGGCGGAGGAGUUGAACCGGCAGCUGGAGGAGCUGCGGGCGGAGAAUGAGCAGCUGCGCGCCGGGGACGAGGAGAAGGUUCGCGAGCUCAACGAGCUGAACGAGCAGGCGGAGGAGUUGAACCGGCAGCUGGAGGAGCUGCGGGCGGAGAAUGAGCAGCUGCGCGCCGGGGACGAGGAGAAGGUUCGCGAGCUCAACGAGCUGAACGACAGGCGGAGGAGUUGA